ACCAGUCUUUCAAUUCACUGGCGUACGAUCGCAGAGGUAUCAUGCGAUUGCGGGUCAUGACACGUACAGACGUACGUACUGCAUGUACUGUGUGAAGGCGUGGACGUGUACUCUUCGUCUUCGCGAUAAAACCUCGCAGUCGCAGCACAUAUUUGGGUUAUUUUUAAUGCAAUAAAUCCCAAAUUUUCAACAUGUUUUCUUGGCUGAAUAAAGACGAGGCCCGUCGAAAGCAGCCCCACUCCUAUAACUCAGUGGUGGAGGGUUUGCAGGAACUGUACAGAACGACAAUUUUGCCGUUGGAGGAAACGUACAAAUUCCAUGACUUCCACUCGCCGGCUAUGGAUCAGGCCGAUUUUCUGGCCAAACCGUUGAUCCUCCUUGUAGGCCAGUACUCGACGGGCAAAACCACAUUCAUCAGGUAUUUACUUGAGAAAGAGUUUCCAGGGAUCCGCGUUGGGCCCGAGCCUACGACCGAUAGAUUUAUGGCCAUCGAAAAUGGCGAUGUAGACUCGGUCAUCCCGGGUAACGCCCUGGUUGUAGACCCCAAACGGCAGUACAGAGCACUCGGAAAAUUUGGCAACGCCUUCCUGAAUCGAUUCCAGUGUUCGCUCACGUCGAGUCCAGUCUUGGAUAGUAUCACUAUCAUUGAUACUCCAGGUAUUCUGUCUGGGGAGAAGCAACGAUUGGACCGUGGCUACAAUUUUGUGGGUGUUCUGGAAUGGUUUGCUGAGCGUGCUGACCGAAUCAUCCUUCUCUUUGAUGCCCACAAGUUGGACAUCUCGGAUGAGUUUCGCCGAUGUAUCGAGGCUCUGAAAGGCAACGAUGACAAAAUCCGCAUUGUUCUGAACAAGUCGGAUAUGGUCGACCAUCAGCAGUUGAUGAGGGUCUACGGUGCCCUCAUGUGGUCUCUUGGCAAGGUCAUUAACACGCCCGAGGUCUCUCGUGUGUACAUUGGGUCCUUUUGGGACAAACCACUCCACUUUGACAUGAACAGGAAACUGUUUGAAGCUGAGGAGUUGGACUUGUUUCAUGACAUCCAAAGUUUACCGAGAAAUGCUGCUCUGCGUAAGCUGAACGAUCUCAUCAAGAGGGCCAGACUGGCAAAGGUGCAUGCUUAUAUCAUCGGCACUCUCCGUCGUGACAUGCCCUCCAUGUUUGGCAAAGAAUCCAAGAAGCAGCAACUGAUCAACAACCUGGCCGAUGUCUACAAAGAGAUCGAGCGAACCCACGCCAUCUCCUCAGGCGACUUCCCGACCAUGAAGCGCAUGAAAGAAGUCCUAGCCGACAUGGACUUCACCAAGUUUCACCAACUCAAGCCCAAGAUGAUUGAGAAGGUGGACAUCAUGCUGCAGCGCGACAUGACCCGGCUCAUGCAAAUGGUUCCCCAAGAGGAAGCCCAGAAGGAUCGCGACGGUACAGGGCCGAUACGAGGCGGGGCCUUUGUCGGCAACGAGACACCCUUUGGGGCUGGGUCCGGAGAGGGGGCAGACUACGGCAAAGGGGAGCUGAAUGAGUGGGUUGUGAAUGAGAAGAAGCACAUCUACGACAAGCUCUUUGACACACUGUCCCCGAUUGAUGGCAAGAUCUCUGGCACCAGGGCCAAAGAGCAGAUGGUCAUUUCGAAGCUGCCCAACACCGUCCUGGGCCGCAUUUGGAAGCUGUCAGAUGUGGAUAGGGAUGGCAUGCUGGACUCGGAGGAGUUCGCAUUGGCUCAGCAUCUUAUUAGAAUCAAGCUGGAGGGUCAUGAUAUUCCAGAGGCUCUGCCAAGACAUCUUGUCCCUCCAUCUAAACGCCACUUUGCAUCAGAAAGCACAUUCUCUUAAACUGACAUGUACUGUACAUGAAGGACCAACAUGUACUAGCCAAAGCUUCAUGCUCAUACAUGCAGCUUAUGUUACACUCUAGCUGUGUGUCGAAAAAUGAUUGUAUAUGUAUGAAUGCAAACAGUAUUUUAAUGAAUACUGUAGAAUGCUUUCCAACAAGUCAAAGCAAAUGAUUGUGUUUCCAAAAUGUUUCCUUUAGCUAACCCUCACAAUGCCCAAUUCAGCAAGAUUGUUACCCUUACCUAGAGGGUGCAGGUCUUCAAAAAACAAAUCCACUUGCAUGUAAUUCACUUCACUGAAUAGCCCUUGAAAUUAAAAAAUCAUACCAUCGAGUCUUUCGCAUGUAUGUGUGUCCAGUAUUGUCUUACAAUGUACAUGUGACCUGUCGCCACAAAAUGAGCUUCAAGUUGGAAAUUGCCGUUUUGCAGUACAGUGGGGCCAAAAUUUCAAGGGGUGGUCCAUUUCUUUUUGUUGUCAGGUGAACCUUAAUCUGUAAGUCCUGUUUUUCCUAUCUCCAAUUGCUUUUGUUUUGUCAAACAUUUUUAAAACUUAUUUUCAUCCCGUUUUAUUAGUUGACUGUUAAUUCACUUUAAUUUUUAAAUGCCAAUUUCUCAAGAAUCGGUUUUACAACUUCAAGUACGAUGGUGUUCUGUAUUUCUGUUACUGAACUCAGUACCCCUAAAUGUUACAGACCAUUGGAAAGCUCUUGUUCUGCAGAAUCCAGAUAGUGUAUAUAUAAAUAUCUCAAUUCUUCAAAAAGUUUGACUUUAGGCCCAUUUUAUUGUGACAGGUCACAUGUGUAAAAUGUUCUGGAGAGGACCACAAACCACAGUUCUCAGCACAGGAAUCCCUCAACUUCAAGUGCAUACAUGUAUCACUCUGUGUGUUCCAUAUGUUCAUAGGAAAUUGUUUAGUCCUCACACUUAACCCUGGAAGAUUGCCCAGCUGAACUGGAUGCAAAAGUGUCAGUUUAGGACAUCAUUUAUACUCAGUCAGUGACAGAGUUAGUGAAUUGGUCAGUCUGCCUGUCAGUCAGUCAGUCUGUGACUCCGAGGACAAAAAGCAGGCCCUUUGGAACCAGCGCAAAAAGGACAAAAGUUGUUGAAUUCUGCAGUAUUUAACUUGAUUUGUUACAAACAGAAAACUGUAGAUUGACCAAAGCAACAUUUUGAAGCAGCUCUCGUACUCGUUAAUUAUGUAUACAUGUGGUAAUGCAAAUGAAUAUUUACAUGGUAUGCAUUUACAUGGAAGGCCCUAUCUUUUGGUGUGGAUGGGUAAACAUGAAGACAUAUAUUGUUAUUUUGUGUCUUGAUUGAAUUUGGGGGAAAUGUGAAAUGCGAAAACACCAAUAUUAUAUGAUUUCUUUCAUACUUGUAAAAAAAAAGUUUAAAAUUACAUUAAUGCUAUUGUGUGCAUUCUGAAAGAAUAAAAGAUAUGCACUGUGAGUAAAUGCAUGUGAAAUGUAGCGAAGCCACACAAACAAUAAAAAUGUAAAUGUCAACUAGUGUCACUACUAUGAAAACCAGGAAAAAGAUGUAGUGUAAUACAAAGAACUCGCAUUGUAAAAUAAUUUGUUGACAUAUUUUGGAAAUUUCACAACUAGAAAGAUUAUUCUUUGAAGUCUUUGACAUGAAGACAUUGCCCUGUUUGACUGUGUAAUUAAAUGUUGUAAUUGCAUUUUGAUAUGCA
Patiria miniata (bat star) is the source of this 3512-nucleotide messenger RNA. RefSeq names its product EH domain-containing protein 1-like. Gene Ontology annotation, biological process: endocytosis; endosomal transport. The record is from RefSeq and is a predicted model, not a curated record. Gene Ontology annotation, cellular component: plasma membrane; cytoplasm. The transcript has 2 exons. NCBI's taxonomy places the organism in Eukaryota, Metazoa, Echinodermata, Asteroidea, Valvatida, Asterinidae. The coding region runs from base 192 to 1823 and encodes 543 amino acids. Gene Ontology annotation, molecular function: GTP binding; calcium ion binding; protein binding.